UCUAGGACCUCACUCAUCAACACCACAGUGACGGUUUCACACUCCAGCGCCCAACGUUAUAUACGUUCUUUUAAUCUAUGGACAGCAUGCUAUUGUAAUUUUAAUAUAUCGUCACUUUGAUCUAUUGAUUACCAUUCUCUCGGCUUUGCGACGCUCCUGGAGGUGCGGUUCGUCGACUACCCAGCCUUCCUCUCUCAUCGUCCAGAGAUCUCUCCAGUCCUCCAAUGCGUCGAGCUACUAUACGAGCACUACGAACUGCUCGUCGCGCUCAUAUCCAAACCUUCCAUAACAGUCGCGGUGGCCAUUCCUCGCAGUAUGUGCAAGGAUUAAGGUCCGCUUCAACCUCGAACCGACGCGAACCCUUGCCAGCGCCUUUGAAGUCUUCCAUGCAUAUCAGAAGAAUAUCUGUGGCGGUUGCAUCGGGUCUGGUUGCUGCUGGAGCUUGGUACGGUUACAAGGGAUCUGCCACAUCGGAGUCAUCAAAGGGGCAAAGCCAAAGCCUCACUACGUCCGCCUAUUCUGGCGCGAACGCGGCGGAGACCAGUACGGUACCAUCGGCGAAUACCCGACAAGCGGUUGUGGUGACUGCGGACUCAAUCUACACCGGAUCUAUUGAAGGCGACGAACCCAUCUCAAAAUAUACCGACAACUCUGGUCGGAAGGUUUUAGAGAUGCUCACUGCGGAACAAGCGACACAGAAGCUGCGGACAAACGAAGAAUCAUACUUUGUUGGCCGUGGCCAAGGUGUUGUGAGAUACGAUGUGGUGCAAAUUCCCAGCAAUGACCCCAUCGAGGAUGAUCACUCCGAGAAGAUAGUCGAGGUGCCUCAUGCGGUUGCCACCGCAGAAUCAGGGAACCCUAGCAGCGACUGGAUGUUCUGGGGUGUAUACGAUGGACACAGCGGGUGGACAACUUCCGCCAAACUCAGGCAAACCCUUAUUAACUAUGUCGCCCGCGAAUUGAACAGUACAUACAAAGCUGCGCUUAUCGAUCCUACUCUUACCUCCCCUACCUCAGAAGCUAUCGAAGCUGCGAUUAAGACCGGCUUCAACAGACUCGACCACGAAAUUGUACAUGAGAGCGUUGAAAAGGUCAUGAAGGCAAACUCAAAGCUCGCCGCUGCUGAGAUGCUCGCCCCAGCCCUUUCAGGGGCCUGUGCUCUCCUGUCGUUCUACGAUAGCAACUCCAAGCUCCUCCGAGUCGCCUGCACCGGUGACUCGCGCGCAGUUCUUGGCCGCCGAGGCGCUGGUGGCAAAUGGGUCGCAACCCCAUUGUCCGUCGACCAGACCGGAGGUGCCCCAGAUGAAGAAGCCCGCCUCCGCAAGGCCCAUCCGAAUGAGCCGUAUGUCGUCAAGAACGGCCGCAUCCUCGGUGGCCUAGAGCCGUCUCGUGCGUUCGGUGACGCGAUCUACAAGUGGUCCCGCGAAACCUCGGAGCGCAUGAAGAGGUCUUUCUUUGGCAAGACACCGUCUCAUCUCCUCAAGACGCCUCCGUAUGUCACUGCUGAGCCGAUUGUCACCACCACGAAGAUGGAGCCGGAAAACGGAGACUUCGUCGUCAUGGCCACGGAUGGAUUAUGGGAGAUGCUCACGAACGAGGAGGUCGUCGGCUUAGUCGGCCAGUGGAUCGAGAAGCAAUCGUCUGAGAACAAGGGGUCAUCAAACGGCUGGCUCAAGCUAUUCAGCUCGCAGGAGAAGGGACUGCCCGUCGAGCGUUCGACAACUAGCAAGUCAAACGAUGGACAGAAGACACCCAUCAGACAGCAGCAAUGGGGCGUCGAGGGCGGCGAGAACCAGCGCUUCGUAGUCGAGGACAAGAACGUCGCUACGCAUCUUGUCCGCAACGCGUUAGGGGGUAAGAACGACGAGAUGCUCCGCGCACUGUUGACCCUCCCUGCGCCCUACUCGCGCAGAUACCGUGAUGAUUUGACCGUCGAGGUCAUCUUCUUCGGCAACACCCCCAAGACUGGCAACGUGACCACCAACGAGGACGCUACGGCUCCUAUCUCUGCCAAAGCGAAGCUCUAGGCGAGCUAUUUUGAAUACUUUCCGACUUUCCGCGGUGCUCCUAGACCUCGGGAUCUAAAUCUUGACGAUAGGGAAGGCUGGUAGGGAUAUGGGACGUUGGCUAGUAUCCAAAAGUCGUGAUAGAUAUAUCGGUGACUUGUGGGUCACGAAACGAUUAGAUAGAUAGAUCUCCCAACCUCGGCGAUGGGUACAUACCACACCUAGGCCAGAUAUCAAGCACGUUUUUCCCAAG
Messenger RNA from Pseudogymnoascus verrucosus, 2259 nucleotides. RefSeq lists its product as uncharacterized. Gene Ontology annotation, molecular function: protein serine/threonine phosphatase activity. Gene Ontology annotation, biological process: protein dephosphorylation. The transcript is spliced from 3 exons. Lineage: Eukaryota; Fungi; Ascomycota; Leotiomycetes; Thelebolales; Thelebolaceae. The record is from RefSeq and is a predicted model, not a curated record. The coding region runs from base 225 to 2027 and encodes 600 amino acids.